AUGGCUGCGCCCCAUCGCAGAGAUAAUAGCUCUACACCAGGUCUUAGCUUGACUGCCCAACUGCAACUCGCUGAUACUGCUAUUCAACGCUAUUCCCUACUUGCCGAUGAUAAAGACUUCGUAUAUUCUUUCGGAGAUGAUAAAGCUCGUCUUGCCGACCGCCAGACAUUUCCCCCACUCGUGGGCACUGGAGGGGCUAUGGCCGUCGGUGAUCUUCCAGCUUGUAGUAUGACUUUCGUCCAUCUCCAUCCCCGCUCUGCCGAGCUUUUCACUGUAAUCUCUGGCCGCAUCCUGACAGAGAUGGUGCCCGAAACCGAUGUCCUUGAUGCCUCCGGGAAGCAACGAGUCAUUCGCACAGAACUUGGACCGAAGCAGAUGACUGUGUUUCCAAUGGGAUCAUUCCAUACGCAGCUGAACCCAGACUGUGAACCAGCAUCUGCGGUCGCAGCAUUUACUUCUGAGGAUAUGGGUGCGAGCGCCAUUGCCAGCCAGUUAUUCUCCCUAAGCGACAGUGUCGUUGAAAACACUUUUGGGCAAAGCAUUGCUGGUGAGGAUAUUGACAAAGUGCGGGACGCUAUCCCAAAAACGGUGGCUUUCAAGGUCGAGGAGUGUCUGGCAAAGUGUGGCCUCCAGAAGAGGGCUGUGUGA
Molecule: messenger RNA, 648 nt
Organism: Neoarthrinium moseri
Lineage: Eukaryota; Fungi; Ascomycota; Sordariomycetes; Amphisphaeriales; Apiosporaceae
Exons: 3
Coding region: 1-648 (215 amino acids)
Cellular component (GO): cell wall
Molecular function (GO): manganese ion binding
Source: RefSeq, a predicted model, not a curated record